GUGGGCUCUGGACAGUGAGGAGUACACGUUCCGUGAUCUACUCCAGGAGAUUCUCGAUACGGUGUUUCCGCAGCAUCAGUACACCGUCGAGACGAGUGACGACAACGUCUACACAUGGUGCAAGCAGCAAGCGUAUGACUGGCGCCACAAAUUCCAGAUGCACGCCAACACCGCUGUCCAGCGAGAACGCAGCUUACGCCUCGCCGACAAGAGACUAGCCGCAUCCGAGCGCAGUGAGCGUGGAAUGAGUAUCUGGCAAGAGCAAGCACUGUGCGCGGGCGGAGAGGCGAUGUGGGGCGAUCCGGAUAUCCGUGUGCCGGGUAAUGCGCGCAAGCACCUGCAGUCGAAAUACAUCCUCCAAGUGAUGGCCAAUCAUCUUGGAAGCACCGUCAACUCCGUGCUAGUACAAGACGACCAAUAUCCGGUCGGCGCACUUGCAUUAGCAGCAGCAGCGGUCCAGCGCUCGUUCGAGUGGUACUUGUACGAUCAGCCAAAGGGCAUCGAGCAGGGACACUUCUCGAUCGGAAAUGCUGGCGGGCUCACAGCACACUGGAGGGACACCGCGGUCGCCGAUCUGCUCGCCGCACCGCAUCGUUUUGACAGACUUCUCGAGACUGCAAUGUCCAUGACCAACGUCUCUGCUGUGAAGACCAAGCCUUGUCGCUCUCAACUCGCUGCCGCCGCCAUGUAUUCCCGCGAGCGCAGCAGCUCGCCCGCAUCGUAGUCGCCACGUAAAUCACAC
Trametes versicolor FP-101664 SS1 is the source of this 742-nucleotide messenger RNA. RefSeq lists its product as uncharacterized. The coding region runs from base 158 to 724 and encodes 188 amino acids. The transcript has 4 exons. The record is from RefSeq and is a predicted model, not a curated record. NCBI's taxonomy places the organism in Eukaryota, Fungi, Basidiomycota, Agaricomycetes, Polyporales, Polyporaceae.